Messenger RNA from Huiozyma naganishii CBS 8797, 960 nucleotides. RefSeq names its product Rtn1p (gene RTN1). The transcript has a single exon. The record is from RefSeq and is a predicted model, not a curated record. Bases 1 to 960 code for a protein of 319 amino acids. NCBI's taxonomy places the organism in Eukaryota, Fungi, Ascomycota, Saccharomycetes, Saccharomycetales, Saccharomycetaceae.
AUGACAAAGAAACCGUUUAGAGGGGUUCGGUGCAUACAGACUGUAUAUAUAUACAGUCUCGGUUCUGCGUGGUCUGGUCAAUUGUUGUUGAGCAGUCGUGGGUUAUUCAACAGUUUUCUGCUUUCAUUGCACCCUACCCCAACGCAAGAUAUGUCAGAAAAGAGUGCAGCGCCCGCGUGCGGCUGCCAGUGCGAUUUGUUGCUGUGGAAGAACCCAGUAAAGACCGGCAAGUACUUCCUCGGGUCUCUUGUCGUUUUGCUCUUCUUCAAGAGAGUCAACAUCUUCACGUGUCUGCUGCGGAUCCUGUACACCGUGUUCUUGACCACCGCGUCCCUCGAGUUCGUCUCGAAGCUGCUGUUCGGCCAAGGCGUCGUGACCAAGUACGGCAUCAAGGAGUGUCCCAACACUGUCGCCGCCGUGAAACCGUACGUCGAUGAGCUGUUGAGACAGCUGCCUGUGCAGCAGGCGAGGAUGCGCAUGCUCGUGUUCGCCUACGUGCCCAAGAACACGUUCAAGGCAGCAGUCGCCACCUACGUCCUGCACAAAGUGUUCUCGUGGUUCCCGCUGUGGACAGUGCUUUUCGUCGGCGACCUGUUCUUGUUCACCAUGCCCAUCGUGUACAGGACGUACCAGACGGAGAUUGACGCCGCGGUGCAACAGGGCUGCAAAUUGGUCAAGGCGAGGGCCCAGUGUGCCGGGAAGAAACUGUGUGACGCAGUGGAACCACACAUCAGAAAGUGCCCCCCCCUGAACAAGAUCAUACAGAACUGUGCCGCGAACAACAAGAAGACCGCAACGGCAAACGACGGGGAGGCCACCGCGAGCACUACCUCCGCUCAACAGUUCCCGGAUGUGCCUGAACACACCCAGGAAACACACGAAUUUAACGUGGACGAUUUGAAACAGGAGAUCCAGGAAAGUACGGACACACUCCAACAGGAGUUCCAGAAGCACGAGUAA